This is a messenger RNA of Stegostoma tigrinum, 3594 nucleotides long. Its product is annotated as glycogen phosphorylase, brain form. Gene Ontology annotation, biological process: glycogen catabolic process. The record is from RefSeq and is a predicted model, not a curated record. NCBI's taxonomy places the organism in Eukaryota, Metazoa, Chordata, Chondrichthyes, Orectolobiformes, Stegostomatidae. The coding region runs from base 138 to 2669 and encodes 843 amino acids. The transcript has 20 exons. Gene Ontology annotation, cellular component: cytoplasm. Gene Ontology annotation, molecular function: glycogen phosphorylase activity; pyridoxal phosphate binding.
GUGCUGAGCACGUCUUUAUAGGAGGAAGGACCAGACGCAAUCAGCGACUAGGCUCAGUGCAAACUGAGCUGUUAUGCUGUUUGGUCUGUUUUUCUUUUUACUGCGGUCCCAGAACUUCCUCCCACCAAAGGGAGACUAUGGCCACUCCAUUGACAGACUUCGAAAGGAGGAAACAAAUAAGUGUGAGGGGGAUCGCCGAGCUCGGGGAUGUGGUGGAGUUGAAAAAGAGCUUCAACAGGCAUUUGCAUUUCACACUGGUCAAAGACAGAAAUGUCGCUACGCCUCGAGAUUACUACUUCGCUCUGGCUCACACCAUCCGCGACCACUUGGUUGGGCGGUGGAUCCGCACCCAGCAGUAUUAUUAUGAGAAAGAUCCCAAGCGUAUCUAUUACCUGUCUCUGGAGUUUUACAUGGGCCGAACCUUGCAGAACACUAUGGUGAACUUGGGAUUGGAGAAUGCCAGUGAUGAGGCAAUAUAUCAGCUGGGUUUGGACAUUGAAGAACUGGAGGAAAUUGAAGAAGAUGCUGGACUUGGCAAUGGAGGUCUUGGUCGACUGGCAGCCUGCUUUCUUGAUUCAAUGGCCACACUGGGUUUGGCAGCGUAUGGCUAUGGAAUUCGCUAUGAAUUUGGUAUUUUUAAUCAGAAGAUUCAUAAUGGCUGGCAGGUAGAAGAAGCUGAUGAUUGGCUGCGAUAUGGUAACCCAUGGGAAAAGGCACGGCCCGAAUACAUGCUCCCUGUUCACUUCUAUGGGCGAGUCGAACGUGCUGCAGAUGGCAUCAGAUGGGUUGAUACUCAAGUUGUCCUUGCCAUGCCAUAUGAUACUCCAGUGCCAGGAUUUAAGAAUAACACUGUCAACACCAUGAGAUUGUGGUCUGCCAAGGCCCCCAAUGAUUUCAACCUGAAAGACUUUAAUGUUGGUGAUUACAUUCAAGCUGUGUUGGAUCGAAACCUGGCUGAGAAUAUAUCCCGAGUGUUGUACCCCAAUGACAAUUUCUUUGAAGGUAAAGAGCUCCGUUUAAAACAAGAAUACUUUGUGGUAGCAGCCUCGCUCCAGGACAUAAUCCGUCGCUUCAAGUCUUCAAAGUUUGGUUGUCGGGAUCCAGUCCGCACUUCAUUUGAAACUUUCCCAGACAAAGUUGCCAUUCAGCUCAAUGACACCCAUCCUGCCCUGGCCAUUCCUGAACUGAUGAGAAUUCUAAUAGAUGUUGAGAAGCUUGAAUGGGAAAAGGCUUGGGAUAUAACAAAACAGACCUGUGCUUAUACCAACCACACGGUGCUACCUGAAGCGCUAGAACGCUGGCCUGUUCAGAUGUUUGAACGUCUUCUGCCAAGACACUUGCAAAUAAUUUAUGAAAUCAACCAGAAACAUUUGGACAACAUUGCUGCACAGUUUCCUGGUGAUGUUAACCGCCUGACGCGUAUGUCUCUGAUUGAAGAGGGAGAUCCCAAGAGGAUUAACAUGGCACACCUGAGCGUUGUUGGAUCACAUGCUGUUAAUGGAGUUGCACAAAUUCAUUCAGAAAUUGUGAAAAAUACAGUUUUCAAGGAUUUUUAUGAACUUGAGCCAGACAAGUUCCAAAAUAAGACGAAUGGGAUUACUCCAAGACGUUGGCUGUUACUAUGCAAUCCUGGCCUUGCAGAUGUCAUAGCCGAGAGAAUUGGAGAGGGUUUUAUCACAGACCUACACCAGUUGAAGAAACUGCUGGCCUAUGCUGAAAAUGAAGCAUUCAUUAGAGAUGUGGCCAAUGUUAAGCAGGAGAAUAAAUUAAAAUUUGCUACUUAUUUGGAAAAAGAGUACAAUGUCAAAAUAAACCCAGACUCUAUCUUUGAUGUCCAUGUGAAGCGGAUCCAUGAAUACAAAAGGCAGCUACUGAACUGUUUACAUAUUAUCAUUCUAUACAACCGUAUCAAGAAAGAUCCAAACAAAGCCUUUGUACCAAGGACAAUCUUGAUUGGAGGGAAGGCAGCUCCUGGCUACCACAUGGCCAAGAUGAUCAUUAAACUUAUAACAUCCGUUGGAAAUGUCGUCAACAAUGAUCCCAUUGUGGGUGACAGACUGAAGGUCAUCUUCCUGGAGAACUACCGGGUGUCCCUUGCAGAGAAAGUGAUACCUGCAUGCGACUUGUCUGAACAGAUUUCAACGGCUGGUACAGAAGCCUCUGGCACGGGGAACAUGAAGUUUAUGUUGAAUGGAGCCUUGACAAUUGGAACCAUGGAUGGUGCUAAUGUAGAAAUGGCUGAAGAGGCAGGAGAGGAGAACCUCUUCAUCUUUGGGAUGAGAGUGGAAGAUGUUGAAGCACUUGAUAAGAAGGGGUACAAUGCCAGAGAAUACUUCGAAAAGCUGCCAGAACUGAGACAAGCUAUGGAUCAGAUCAGUGGUGGUUAUUUCUCCCCUAAGGAACCGGAGCUGUUUAAAGACAUAGUUAACAUGUUGAUGCACCAUGACAGGUUUAAAGUGUUUGCUGACUUCGAAGCGUAUGUCAAAUGCCAGGAGAAAGUUAGUAAGCUUUAUCAGAAUCCAAAGGAUUGGACCAAGGUGGUUAUUAAAAACAUUGCAAACUCUGGCAAGUUCUCAAGUGAUAGAACCAUCAAGGAGUAUGCCAGAGAGAUCUGGGGGGUGGAGCCUUCUGAUGUGAAGAUUCCUCCUCCUAAUGAACCGAAGGCCUAGUUUGCACCCACUGCUGGUCUUGAUAACAAGCUAUACUGAUGUGUUUUUGUCUAAUACCUCUGUCAGAUUCAUGUUUAUUAUGAAAAUAGCCUUGCAUUAGUUUUUUUUUCCUUUCUAAAUGCACUUGCCUUAUUAAAACGUGUUUAAGCAAAAAGUUAUUCAAUGUCUGUUACUUAAAUCAGCUUACUUUUUAAAUCCAGAUUUCUUUAAUAUAAUCAUGGAUUUGUCUGUUCUUUAAAGGGUUAACAUUUAGAGCCUGCAGUUUUUUGGUUUGCACUAGUUUAGAGAUCAUAGUGUCCAGUACGCAGAGCUCAAUUUAAAAUUAUCACGUGGAAUAAUAUUUCUUCUACAAAUACCUUUAACAGACUGUGUGCCUGUACCACUUUUAAUUUGAUGGUUGUUCUUGUACAGUAUUUGCUUACUUGUAAGGUAACUGUAACAAGGAAACCUUUGUAAAUGAGGAUGGAAACAAUUUUUACUGAAAUUGCGUGCAUUCAGGUGACAAAGGCUAGAACACGUGGUGAAUCCCUCAUUCAAUUCAUGGUCUGGCCUGCCUUCAUGAUUGAUUUUUUAGAAAUUACAAUUGACUUCACAAUUCAAAUUUACCUUUGUUUUACUGCCUGUCUGCUUCACUAAUAAUGAUCCACUGAACUCGAUUAGUUAUUGAUGCCUUUGUUCUGUCCAACUGGUUAAGGAUCCCAACUUGCUCAAUUGAUUUUGGCUUUUGUAUAGUAAGCAGUUUUUUCUUAAAGUUGCUUUAAGUCAAAUCUGCAUGGUUAAACUGUGUUAAAUUUGAGUGGAUUGAAACUGGGACCUGGCCUGUUCAGAGUUCUUUCUACCUCUGGUUCAGCAUUCCCAAAGUCUCUGCAGCAAGAAAAGGUAAAUAGAAAAACAAAGGAAAAUAAAACUAUAAACAUUGCUAAAA